AUGUCAAUGAUUAUUAGGACACCUACUAGAACAAAAACUAAAUCUUUCAAAGGGGAACAAAUGGGUUUUAAAUUCCCCUCAAAUGAAAACUUACCUAAAAUUGUUACUAGCCCCAAAAAUGAAUACGAUUUAAAUAAUCAUCAUCUUUUAAACGAUAAUUUGGCAUUGCAUGACAAUAAUAGCAAUGAAGAUGAUAACUUGUCUCAAAUUAAAUCAGAUUAUACUUUCUCUACAAACACUAAUUCAAAUACAAAUACAAAUACUUAUUCUUCAUCUUCUAAUGGCUACUAUUCUUUCGCUAAUAUUUCUGAUAACACUACUACUUCACCAAAAUUAUUCCCCGUAUCAAAUACGAGCAACAGUCAUUCAAAACAUCUGGCUGCUGAGAAGUUACCACCUUCUUCCAUAUCAUAUUUCUCUUCUUCAUCGCCUUCAUUUAAGAAAUACGUAUCAACAAAUCCAAGCGUGUCCACUAAUUGUACAACAGAUGUCACCAAGAGAAGUACACUUUAUUCAAUACCUACAGCUGAUAAUAUUUCAUACGCAAUAGUCUCUGCUACAUCAUCUGAAUCAUCUUCAAUCGAUAAACUAUCAACAAAUAAUAUCAAUAGAAACCACUCAUCAGCAUCCUCCAACACCUCCACCUUCUCCUCCACAUCAUAUCAUUCUUUAUCUAAAGAACAAACCAACCUUCGACGUGUUCCAACCAUUAAACAAGUUCCAUCAAUUUCUUCAAAUGGUACUCUUUCUUCUCCAACUAAAAAAAGUAGUAAGAAAAAAAUAUCACAAAUACAAAGUCCAAAAAAGGUGAAACAAAAGUUAUCAUCUCCUACUACAGCAAUAUCUCCUUCUCAAAAGAAAACUCUUCCAAAAAGCCACCAUACCACUACUAAAACCAGAAACCCAACUUCAAAAUCUUCAAAAUCUUCUUUGAAAAGAUCAAAUGCAAUUAGAUGUAAAGGUGGUCUAUUGUAUUAUUUCACCAUGAUAGGUAUUAAAUUAAAGAAAACUUUGAAAAAGUUAAGAUUCAUGAUCAGAAGUAAACUAUUCAAUAAGAAUAAGAAUAAGAAUAAAAAUAAAAAAUAUGUCUCUUCUACUUCCAAUAUGAAAUCUAAUAUAAAAUCACCAUUGAUUAAUACUAAAAAGACUACAAACAAAAACAUUCAAUUGAAAACACAUUCAAGAGUAUCUACAAAUAAAAACUUUUCUCCUGAAACUUCUCAUUUGAAAAGAACAAACGGAUAUGUAACAAACUUACAAAAACGUUCUUCUUCUAUUACUCCAUCCCCAUCAAUUAAAAACAUUAACAAAAUUAUCUCUUCUCCAACUUCACCAAUCAUUCAAAACCCCAUCACCAACCGUAACAACAAUAACACAACCUCAUUACGUCGUACAGCAUCUUCAAUAAGGAGAGCUGCAUCAACAUUACAUUCAUCAACAGCAACUCCCUCUCAUUCAAUAAUAACAUCACCAAGAUUAAAUCAACAACAACAAAUUACAAGAAAUAAUACAACUCAAUCUAGAUUCAUUCGUAACCGUACAAACAUAGCAACAACUACACCACAGUUAUCAUCAUCAGCCUCACUGAAUUCAAACGUAAUUAGACAACCAUCCAUAGUCGUCAAGAAUAAAGUAAUCCCAUUAUCAAGUCAUCAUCAACAUAACACAAUCCAUGAAGAACCCGACAACGAACAAGACGAAGAUGAAUACGAUGAUGAAUAUAUAAUAGAUAUCAAUUCAAUGAACGUACUAAGUGAAAUUGAAGAAGAUAAUAACUCAGACUCAGGCAUGGAGGAUUCCAAGGAACAAUUACAAGAUGUUAUCGGACAAUAUUUGAGAUACGUUAUUACAAAGAGAAUCAUGUUAAGGUAUCAAAUUUCGAAAUUUGAACAAGAACAAACAUAUUCAUCAUCUUCUAAUACAGUUAUGUCUCCUUUAUUAUACGGUAUUCAAGAAGAAAGUGAAGAAGAAGAAGAAGAAGAAGAAGAAGAGGAAGAUGAUUUUGUGUCUAUUAUGUCAAGUUCAAAUGGUUCUCAAUUAAUGGAAAACGAGACUGAUGAAAGUGAUACUGAAGAAUUGGAUGAGAAGUUAAAUUAUCAUCAUCAAGUUAGUACCACAAAUUUUAAUACUUUACCACCAUUAACAACGAUGAAUAAUGUCUUUCAUAACGUUAGUAUGAGUUCAAGUCUUCUUUCCGUUCCAGUUACUACCGUGAAAAGAUCAUUGACUUUACCAGUCGGGAUGAAGAUUUAA
Naumovozyma dairenensis CBS 421 is the source of this 2253-nucleotide messenger RNA. It is a transcript of the gene AIM44, whose product is annotated as Aim44p. Bases 1 to 2253 code for a protein of 750 amino acids. The transcript has a single exon. The record is from RefSeq and is a predicted model, not a curated record. Lineage: Eukaryota; Fungi; Ascomycota; Saccharomycetes; Saccharomycetales; Saccharomycetaceae.